This is a messenger RNA of Thamnophis elegans (Western terrestrial garter snake), 1168 nucleotides long. It is a transcript of the gene CPLANE2, whose product is annotated as ciliogenesis and planar polarity effector 2. The record is from RefSeq and is a predicted model, not a curated record. The transcript has 5 exons. Gene Ontology annotation, molecular function: GTPase activity; GTP binding. NCBI's taxonomy places the organism in Eukaryota, Metazoa, Chordata, Lepidosauria, Squamata, Natricidae. Bases 114 to 881 code for a protein of 255 amino acids.
AAGAAGCCAGAGGCCGGUUGGGGCAUGCGCGUUGGGAAGGGAAGCGAUCCUAGCGCCUCCUCGCCGCUGGAUCGGGCGCAGCGUGGGCCAGCCGGAUCCCUCGCAGGGCGGGGAUGAUCGUCCGCCCGGGAUCCGUGGUCGACCCGGACUGGCACAGCACGGAGGAAGGCAGAGCUUACUCGGGCGCCCUCUUGCGCCGGGCGCAGCGCCGAUCCUUCGGACUGAUCGAGAGACCAGUGGUGGCUCCACAGGCGGCUGCCGACGUAGCCGGUUACAAGGUCUUCGUAUCCGGCAAGAGCGGCGUGGGAAAAACCGCUUUGGUGGCCAAAUUGGCCGGUCUGGAGGUGCCCCUGGUGCAUCACGAGACCACAGGGAUCCAGACCAGCCUCGUCUACUGGCCGGCAAAACUGCGAGAGAGCGGCAAGGUGCUCUUUUUCAAGUUCUCCUUCUGGGACUGUGGCGAAGCCAUGCUGAGAAAAUUUGACCACAUUUUACCCGCCUGCAGAGAGAAAGCGGACGCCGUCCUCUUCUUGUUCUCCUUCACGGAUCGCGCGUCCUUUCUCGACCUCCCUCACCAAAUCUCUCGCGUGACAGACGGAACGAGGCACAUGGUCCGAAUGGUUGUGGGCACCAAGUUUGACCAGUUUGCCCACACGGAUGUGACCGAAUCAGACAUGGCGUCUUUCUCCCACACCUGGGGUUUACCGGUCUUGCGGACAAAGAGUGUCGGCGAGCGGCACUCGGACGGAUACGCCGGCCUAGCUGAGGUGGCCCAUCUCUUGAACAGGCUCGCCGAACAUCUCUGGAGGCAGGACCAGGUGGCGGCCGGCCUAGUUUCUGGAGAGGAGAGCCCUACCAUACCGGAAGCACUGGCUUCAUGAAAUCCUAAUUCUGCUGCAUCGGUUUCCUUUCAAUAAACUUGCUUGAUGGUUCUUAAUGGCCUUUAAACCCCAAUCUUUGUAUCUGCUGUCAGGGAAGCCCCUUGGGCCAAUUUCUGGGUUAUGUCGUUGGUAAAAAUGCCAUCAAGGAGGCAGAGGGGACAGAAGGCAGCCUGGAGGACAGGCCUCCACAGAUCCAACUUGUGAGGCUCCCAAGAGUAAUUUGCAAGUUUGUGCCAGAUUCUCUUGACAGGCAGGAGCAGAAUUGUUCUGAGCGAGGCUUCCCAAGA